Thyridium curvatum is the source of this 810-nucleotide messenger RNA. RefSeq lists its product as uncharacterized. The transcript is spliced from 2 exons. NCBI's taxonomy places the organism in Eukaryota, Fungi, Ascomycota, Sordariomycetes, Thyridiales, Thyridiaceae. Bases 1 to 810 code for a protein of 269 amino acids. The record is from RefSeq and is a predicted model, not a curated record.
AUGGAGUCUCUAGGCGCCGCGGCUGAUGUGCUCAGCAUCGUCUCGCCCACGCUGCGUGGCGUUCAGCACCUGAGAGAUGACAUUGGCAGGAUCCGGGGUGCUCCCGACGCCAUCAGGUCGCUCCAAGACGACCUCACUACCGUGACGCAGGCUCUAGAGUCUUUCCAAGCCUUACCGGACCCCCAGUUACAGUCCUUAGGGAGCCAUGUCGUCAGCCAGUCCAAGUUUACACUGGAGCUCUGCGGCCAGUCGUGCAAGAAGUUCAGGGCAGCACUGGGUCGCUGGACCAGGAACAGCAGCGACGGCGGCCUGUCGUGGAGGGACCAGGCCGUGCUGGGGUUGUUCAAGCAGGGCCAGAUGAAGUCCAUGUCUGAGCAGCUGCACAACUGCAGGAGCAAUCUUAUCACGGUUGUGACCAUUGCGUCUCUCUCGUUGCAGCAAAAGGAUGUCUCGUCGGAGAUUAUAGCAACAGUAUCAGCCAAGGAAAACGAAGUCACAGACGCGAUAGCCCUGCUAGAGAGGCAGAUGACUGAUAUGAACGCCAAGCUGGAACUGUAUGCAGUUCGACGGCGGCAGCACGAGUCGGAGGCCGACCGGACCGAGGCAGUUGAGCAGGCCCUAUUGGAGCAGCGUGCUCUGAACGGAUCUCACGAACUGCUCAGGUAUCUGCUUUCGGGGAUACAGAGUGCAGCUUCUAGUGCGCAGAGCGCUCAAGCAGGAGCCAAGGUCCGGUUCGGAGACCACAACAGGGGCAGCCAGGUUGGUGUCAACCAUGGCGGCCUCAACAACACUUUCCACACCCGGGACUAG